AUGUCGUCGAAUAGCUACAGUUACAGCUCUUCAACAAUGUCUUUCUCAUCUUCUACUACUCGCAACGGGGAAACCACUGGGUCCCGUUAUGCCGAACAUACUGCAAGUGACCCAUCGGGCACCACCACUCACACUGCGUCCCAACGUACCGGCGAGCCCCUCCGUCAUGAGCGCCGCGACUACGAUGCGUCGGGUCGUCUGGUUUCUUCCUCAGACCGAGCCCUAAACGGGAACGGUAUAGAUUCAAACCGACGCAUUGAAGAUGUGUCUGACGAACAACGGGAAAAUGAUAGACUUUAUAAAGAGCGCAUCGAGGAUGAGUAUGCAAAGAGAGAAGGGGGUGCAUGA
Molecule: messenger RNA, 348 nt
Organism: Daldinia childiae
Lineage: Eukaryota; Fungi; Ascomycota; Sordariomycetes; Xylariales; Hypoxylaceae
Product: putative cytochrome p450 protein
Exons: 1
Coding region: 1-348 (115 amino acids)
Source: RefSeq, a predicted model, not a curated record